GCGUGUAUUUGACAGAAUUUGAUAAACAGCUCUACACGUAGAACAAGUUUUAAAGUCAUUACAAAAAGAUUCUUAAAGGAUUUCAACAUCAAUCUAGUUAAAAGUUUAACAAAAUGAAAUUAAAAAUUGUCAUUUUAACCUUUGCGGUAUUUUUAGAAGCAGUAACUGCUAAGAUAGACCCUCAAAACUUAAGGUGUUUAGUGUGCCGUACCACGUUUCAAGAAUUAAAUCAUGUUAUCAAAAACGUUGAAAGGUGGAAAAAAGUGGAUGUUGGUAACUUCAGAAUGGAUGCCAGCGGUAACACUAUGCAGCAGAAGGUACCAGCUCAUAGAUCAGCUGUCUAUAUCUCCGAAGUCAUUGAUGGCAUUUGCAAGAAAAUGGAUGAUUAUGUACGAGUGUACUACAAGGCGACGGGUAAGCUGGCUAUCAUGCAGUUGAUGACCGAGGGUGGCAUGAACCCGGACUUCAGCAAGGCCAAGUUUGUCACCGACGAUGAUCUGAACAAGAGUUUAGAAUAUUAUUGCGAGCGGAUGUUCGAAGACAAUGAGGAGGAAAUCACCGACUUGUAUAAGAAUCGGCCGGAGGAUGACGUCAUGCCUGACGCGGAGAGGGAGAUAUGUUUCGACCACGCGAAGUAUUGCGAGGAGUGGAUGCUGCCGACUGAGGAGGAUACGACAUGGACGCCGGAAAUGGAAGCUGAGUAUGUCAAGGUCCACGGCCCGGAUCCUUAUGGUUUCGGAGGCCCGGCAGGUCUGCCGCAGCAGACCUUCGCCGGAGACGUCUCGGACGAAGGCUAUGAUGACACUGAUGGCGAAGAUACAGAGCCUUCAGAGGUCAAGGACGAACUCUGAAACAUACAGCCAUUUAUUUUUAAUAUAUAAGACCUUUGAAAUUCACAUCCAUACAUCAUUACGUUAUAAUUAGUGUUAGAUACAAAUUAAACAUAAAAUAAUAUAAAAAUAUAUUAUAUUCUCUCUCGUUCUGAUCUAUACAAUUGUUGUGGUUUCAUAGAAAUCUGCUCAAUGGUUUAUAGUUGUGACGUGACAAAUAUGCAUGCAUACUUUAUUUUUUUAUUGUCAAUAGUAUUAGUGUUGUUUUUGACUAAUUUAAUGAAGGUCUCUAGACCGUAUCUUCCAAAUGUAUCUUGUACGUUGAUGAAAUAAUUUAUAUACCAAAUAUAUUGUAUUUAAAAUGUGCCUUCAGGUUAAUGACAAUAAAUAAAUUAAAGGAAAAAAUAUAUAUUAUAAUUUAACAUACAUACAUAUAUAUAUAUAUAUAUAUAUAUAUGUAUAUAUAUAUGUUCGUGGUCUAUACAGAUUUUUCUAGGAACAUAGUGAAAAUAUUUUUUUACUCCAACUAAGAAAAGUUUCACUUUUAAGUGUUUAGUCUCUACAAGGAAUUCUAAAAAAAUCUUUAUUUCAAUGAAUAUCCUACACAACUGAAGUACAUCUAUUCAACUAUAGAUGUCACUUACAUAAAAAAAGCAGAAUUAACAAAAUUGUAUGAUUUAAAAAACUAUACAAUAAGAUCUUUUUUUUAUUAUCUUCUCUACAUACAAGUUACUCGCCUGGCUGUGCUUAUGAAUUUUUAACUUGUAUCAAAUGCACUCAAAUGUGACAAAGCAUUAACAGACCAGGACAGACAUGCGAAAAUUAUGUGUAUAUUGAAAUCAAUAUGUUAAAGAUUGUAUGUUGUUUGUCAGUUUUGUUGAGGAGCUACAUGCCAGUGAUGUGUUGUGAUUAAAAAUAUAGUAUUGAAUGUUUU
Molecule: messenger RNA, 1764 nt
Organism: Danaus plexippus (monarch butterfly)
Lineage: Eukaryota; Metazoa; Arthropoda; Insecta; Lepidoptera; Nymphalidae
Gene: sel
Product: protein seele
Exons: 7
Coding region: 114-851 (245 amino acids)
Cellular component (GO): endoplasmic reticulum
Source: RefSeq, a predicted model, not a curated record